Carcharodon carcharias (great white shark) is the source of this 3063-nucleotide messenger RNA. RefSeq names its product leucine zipper-EF-hand containing transmembrane protein 2 (gene letm2). The coding region runs from base 246 to 1781 and encodes 511 amino acids. Gene Ontology annotation, molecular function: ribosome binding. Gene Ontology annotation, cellular component: mitochondrial inner membrane. The transcript is spliced from 11 exons. NCBI's taxonomy places the organism in Eukaryota, Metazoa, Chordata, Chondrichthyes, Lamniformes, Lamnidae. The record is from RefSeq and is a predicted model, not a curated record. Gene Ontology annotation, biological process: intracellular monoatomic cation homeostasis.
UCAAAUUUAAGGCAAGGAAUUGUUUGUGAAAUGAAUCGUACCCUUGAAGUUGGACAUACAUUUUGAAUCCAAGCCCUGCCAGUAGGGUGGUUCACCAACCGGAUGACGUUGCAGCUUAUCAACGGUUUCACCGUUUCUUCUUGAAUUCUCUGACCCACAGUGCCAUGACCUCCACCACAGAUAAUUUGCUUUAGAAUGUAAGAUUAGAGUUCAGCAAAAUCUAUAGUGUUCCUUAUUGUGCGUGGAUGUUAUUACCCUACUUAACCAAGUUUGAGUCAUCUUCUGUGAGAAUUUUAAGGGGAUACAGAAUUGAAUCCAGCACAAGUCUUGCAUUCCGUUUUGAACCAUAUCAUUAUGGCCUAAUACAUGCAAAGCGAUUACAUACUCUACUUGCUGAAGAAAUGGCUUAUUUCAGCCAAAGCUUACUUACCUCUGUUGCCAGAUCAAGAAGAACAUGCUGUUUCACAUACAGCAAUUUAUGGACUUCAGUGAUGGUUCUCCAUGUGCGUGAUUUUCAUUCAAACAGACUAUAUCUGAAAGAUAAAGGACUUGGGAGAGUCUGUCCUCUUCUCUUCUGCAAUUUACCCCACGUGCACACCUCUUUAAUACCUGUGUGCAAAUUCUACCUGUCAGUUCGGUGGCUUCAAGGGAAUAAAGUAUCUUUGAAUAAAAACAAGCACAUACCAGAUCCUGAGGCAGAAGAUUCACUUUCCCGAACAACUGAAAAGGUUGUUGUGAAGAAAACUUGGAAGCAUAAAAUUAUCAGUGAACUAAAACACUACUACAACGGAUUCCGAUUACUUUGGAUUGACACAAAGGUGGCAGCAAGGAUACUUUCAAGGUUAUUGUAUGGAUACCAGCUCACCCGUAGAGAGAGACGGAGGCUCAUACGAACAUGUGUUGACCUCUUCCGCCUGGUUCCCUUUAUGAUCUUUCUGAUUGUACCGUUUAUGGAGUUCCUGCUGCCUGUCGUUUUAAAAUUGUUCCCUGGGAUGUUACCAUCUACGUUUGAGACAAAACUGACAAAGGAAGAAAAUCAGAAAAAUAAACUGGCAGCAAAACUUGAGCUUGCAAAAUUUCUCCAGGAAACUAUUGCAGAAAUGGCUAAAAGGAAUAAAGCAGAAAGUGGAGAAGCUACCAAACUGUUUUCUUCCUAUGUACAGAAGGUGCGUCGCUCAGGGGAAAAUCCAAGCACUCAGGACAUAGUGCGUUUCUCCAAGCACUUUGAAGAUGAGUUGACACUGGAGCACCUGAGCCGUCCUCAGCUCGUGGCACUGUGUAAGCUUUUGGAACUGCAGCCUUUUGGUACAAACAAUCUGCUUCGCUUCCAGCUCCAGAUGGAACUAAGAUCCAUAAAAGCAGAUGAUGAAAUGAUUGCCAAAGAAGGUUGUAACUUUUUGACUGUGUCAGAAUUACAAACAGCAUGCAGAGCAAGGGGAAUGAGAUCAUUGGGAUUGACAGAAAAGCAGCUACGGGAGCAGCUCACACAGUGGCUUGAGUUGCACCUGAAAGAAAACGUGCCUCCAUCAUUGCUACUGUUGUCUCGUGCUAUGUACCUGACUGAUGUCAAGCCAAAAUCUGUUAGACAGAGUGUGCCAAAAAUUGAGCUGGGUAUUACUAGUACCUUGAGCAAAGAGCCACAGGGACAAAAGAUCACUGAAGAAUCAACCCCACCAGCUUCUGAGACAAUGACUGACUUGGCCCCAGUAUUGAAAAGCACAAAGGCUGCAGAUGGAGAAGAGUCGCAGAAAACCAAGGCCUCUGCAAAUGGUUCAGGAUGAAUUAAGACACUGCAGCAUCCAUCAACAUGGAGAAACUCCUAACACCAGGGUACCUCUUCUCUGAGCUGAACAAUGUCAAGAUAACUCCAGUAAUGGACACUAUGGAGGUCUGGUAAUACCCAUGUGGCAGCCCAUGCUUCUGUUGUGCAGUUAAAGUUUCAAUCACACUGCUUACCUCCUGGUAGCCUGUAGAUGAAUGCUGCAUCGAAAGAGCACUCAUUAAUGAGGAGAGGUAAGGUGGUCAUGACAGCACUGUAUAUGUAAACUACUAGUUUGUCUUAUUUGUUGCAGGACAGUGACACUGGAAGUGAGAACAGGGUAAAGUAAUUCCCCAAAGCACAACUGUACAUCGUACAGAAACUUUGGAUCAGUGUUCCAAUUUUGAAACAUCUCAUUAAUUUGUAUUCUGUAUGGCAUUAGUGCAGGGAAAAACAUACAAAACGACACGGUCAGUAAUAUUUAUAAUAGGUUUUUUCCCUCUGACCAACUGCCUCAUGUUCUGAUAAAAUGGGCUUCUUCCUAUAUUCUUGUAACUGGGAAUGGUACUGUGCAGAUAUGGGACAACAGGAGCUUGAUGCUCAGUCAUAAUUUUAAAGACAUAAUUUUAACUUAUUUAUCGAGUGCUAAACAUAGAUUUCUGCUUGGUGUGGCAAUGUUUGUGUUACAAUUUGAGCUAAUCACCAGCACAUGUCUUUUGCUCACCCAUUCAGAGUUAUGCUCUUUAAUUGAUCCAUUGUUGAAUAGAUCACCUUAUUUUAUAACCCCACCUAUCAUGUUUGUAAUCAGUUGUUUAGUUAUGUGAUUUUUUCCAAGCAGAAACAGCUGCCUUACUACUUCUCUCUACUGCUGGGAAAGCAGAGCAGAACUGGCCCUGGAUUUAUCAAAGUAGUUUUUUGUUCCCAAGCUGGGGCGGUAAUAUUGGGAGAAAAAUAAGCAAGCUGACGGAAAUGCAAACAUAUUCUUUUGGUCUUUUUAAACAACAUAUGUGACUGUACCAUCUACAACCCUUUAAUGGAUGGACUUGAUUUGUGGAACUGCACCUGUUCAGCUGCAGUGUUCCACUUCCAAAGAUCCACUGACCAUGUUCUCUGACACUGGACAAGCUGAGCACACUUACAGCCAGUGAGUAAAUAUGAAGCAUCUGAUGUUUAACUUUGGAAGGAGUGAACAAGAGUGUUUUGAAGAGGAAUUCCAAUCCAAUCCUGCUGUUUUGUUAAUGACUUUGGUUAUGUCAAUGAUCUGAAUUGCAGUUACAAUAUGCAAUAAAAAAGACACAAAUUCA